AAUGAGAAGGUCCCUGUUUAAGGCAGACGAGUUAUUUGUAUUUGUGCUUAGGUUUUGUUUGGUUGGGGUUUUUUUAUUGCAUUUUCUCCCUCGCGUUGCGGGCGGUGCCGAAUGUGCGGCGGUGAAGCGGCAGGGCGGUAAACAGCCAGCCGCCCCGGCCGCGGGCUGGCCCGGGAGGCGUCAUGGCGGCGGGGGGCCUGGCGGGGCUGCUGCCCGCCCAGACCCAGCUGGAGUACGCCCUGCUGGACGCCGACACAGCCCAGGAGAAGGAGAACCUGGUCUACCAGUACCUGAAGAAGAUGGACAGCCGGGAGCGGGACCUAGCGGUGCCCGAGCUCGGCGGAGAUCUACAGUGGUUAAACACUGAAGGUCCUAUUUCUCUUCACAAAGACCUUUGUGGAAAAGUUGUGGUGUUGGAUUUCUUUACUUACUGCUGCAUCAAUUGCUUGCACCUGCUGCCUGAUCUCCACGCAUUAGAGCACCAGUACUCUGAUAAAGAUGGUCUUAUUAUUGUUGGUGUCCACUCAGCAAAAUUCCCCAAUGAAAAAGUUCUGGAUAACAUUAAAAGUGCCGUUUUGAGGUAUAAUAUUGUCCACCCUGUAGUAAAUGAUGCAGAUGCAACACUGUGGCAUGAACUAGAAGUGUCCUGCUGGCCAACUCUGGUCAUUCUCGGGCCUCGUGGAAAUAUGCUGUUUUCCCUUGUUGGAGAGGGACACAGAGAGAAGUUGUUUUUAUUUACUUCUAUGACGCUGAAAUUCUACAAGGAGAGGGGACAAAUCAAAGAUAACAGCAUUGGAAUAAAGCUAUACAGAGAUUCCCUCCCACCUUCUCCUCUGCUGUUUCCUGGCAAAGUGACCGUAGAUAAUUCAGGAGAAAGGCUUGUAAUAGCAGACACUGGACAUCAUAGAAUUUUGGUUACUCAAAGAAAUGGACAAAUUCUACACACUAUUGGAGGUCCAAACAGUGGAAGGAGAGAUGGAAGGUUUUCAGAGGCAGCUUUCAACUCACCACAAGGGAUUGCUAUAAAAAAUAAUGUUAUUUAUGUAGCUGAUACAGAAAAUCACCUAAUUAGAAAGAUUGACCUGGAAUUAGAGGUGGUGACCACGGUUGCAGGCAUUGGGAUACAAGGUGUUGAUAAGGAAGGUGGAGCAAAAGCAGAAGAACAGCCUAUCAGCUCUCCGUGGGAUGUGGUCUUUGGAAAUUCAAAGUGUUUUGUAGUACCACUGCAUUCCAGAGGAAGCACUUUUUCUUUUUCAAUUAUCCAUGGUGAUUCUUCCCUAACUCUACAAAAAGUUUCAGGGACCCAGGAAGAUGACGUUUUAUGGAUAGCAAUGGCAGGCAUUCAUCAGGUAUGGGCACUGAUGUUGGAAGGUGGAAAACUACCGAAGGGAAGUGAUUUAAAGAAAGGAGUCUGCCUUCGAUUUGCUGGGAGUGGAAAUGAAGAGAACAGAAACAAUGCGUACCCACAUAAGGCAGGCUUUGCACAGCCUUCGGGGCUCUGUCUGGCUUCUGAGGAACCAUGGAACUGCCUUUUUGUAGCGGAUAGUGAGAGCAGCACUGUGCGAACCAUCUCUCUGAAAGACGGAGCGGUGAAGCACCUUGUAGGAGGAGAGAGAGAUCCUUUGAAUUUGUUUGCCUUUGGUGAUGUGGAUGGAGCAGGCAUAAAUGCAAAGCUGCAGCAUCCCUUAGGAGUAACAUGGGACAAGAAAAGAAAACUGCUCUAUGUGGCAGAUUCCUAUAAUCAUAAGAUAAAGGUUGUAGAUCCCAAGAUGAAGAACUGUGCUACCCUGGCAGGCACAGGAGAGGCAAGCAACAUUAUUGGUUCGAGCUUUACACAGUCAACUUUUAAUGAACCAGGAGGUUUGUGUGUUGAAGAAAGUGGCGGCUUGAUGUAUGUUGCAGACACGAAUAAUCAUCAGAUCAAAGUGUUGGAUUUGGAAACGAAAAUUCUUUCCAUGCUGCCUAUCCUGCAUCCAGAAGCAUGCGAUGUUCCAGACAACCUGCCUGUGCAAAAGGAUAAAAUAACAAACCUUCCAAAACUGCCUAAAUCUGCACCAAAUGUUCAACUUCCUUCACUAACUGUAGCUCCUGGCCAGACAAUUCAGUUUUUAUUAAAGUUGACUCUUCCUCCAGAUUCAAAACUGAAUGAAGAAGCACCCAAUUCCUGGUUUAUCACAGCGGAAGAUAAUACCUGGUUGCUUCAAGGACAGUGUCUGUCUGGAGAAAUAAGGGAUGUUUCCUGUCAAACUAUCAUUCCCUUUCAGUUACCCAGGAGCUGUCAGUCAGCUGAAGCUAUCCUGGCUAUCAAAGCAUGCCUCUACUAUUGCAGCAAAGGUGGCAGUGCCUGUAUGAUGAAAGGAAUCUCAUUCAGUCAGCCUUUAUGGAUAGGUGGUACAAACCAAGGCAGCCUGACUCAGAUUGAACUGAUACACACAUUUUUAACCAACUAAUCCAAAGCCAGCUAAUUUCAUACUUUUGUUUUACUGUCCACCAUUUCUGUAGGAGAAAAUACGAUAGAUAACUUUUUUUCUGUUUUUCAUUUUCCUGGAGCUUAUGACAAAGCUAAGAAGUAAUAUGAUUGGUAAAAUGCAGUAAAGUUCCCUACAGCUUAACAUGAAAAUUUAUCAUCGCAACCUCAUUUCUUUUCAUUACAGUAGCAGCAAUGAUAUUAUAACACUCUAGAUUCUGUUGCCAAUCGUGAAUAUAUUGGAUGUAUGCCAUUCUAAGCAAUGAGCAACAAUUUUUAGAGUCCUUUUAAAAGAGUUGAUGUUAUUUUGUGAUGUUACUGUAAGUUCUUUGCACAGUACACACUGUUAGAAUAGCUAGAUAUUUUGGACUUACAGAUUCCUUUUGUGCCCUUAUUAAAUUUUAAUAGAAUGUCAAAACGAAUCAUUUCUUUCUCCAGGCUGUAAAAGAAGUGUCUUGCUUAUUUUUCUGUAAUGGCAUUUAUGCCACAUGUAUUUUGAAAAUACAUCUUAAACUAGGUGCAGCUCUAAUUUUAUGCAGACUGAGUGUUUUGCUUAACUAGAUGUGAUGGCCUUAUUUGAAGAGCAUAGUUUAUGAAAAAAUUUCUGUGAAAGUGUUCAGGUUCCUACAGAAGAAUUUCAUGCUGAUUUCUAACAAGACUGUGCCUCUCUAAUAUGUGUGUGUGUGUAUACAUAUAUAUAUAUAUAUAUAUAUAAAAAAAAAAAGAACCACAAAAUCAUGCUGGAGUUUUUCUGGUACAUACCAAUUUACAUUUUAUAGUUAGUGGUAGAUAAUGGUUGAAUAUCCAAACUGCAAAAAUUAAAUGUCAACCAGUUCAAGCAGGCUGAAUCACUUUCCUGCUUUUAUGAUUUCUUUGUGAAGACUUGUCUGAAGACUUCUGUCUUGCAAAUACAUAGUAUUAACAAGAAUAUUAUACUCCUGAAGUCUGAUUCAGAGUCUUUUGAAGUCACUGUUAGUCCCCUGAUUUGUAAUAGUGGCCACUGAACCAGAACUGUCUAUUUAAUAAUAGAUUAUUUGCAUUCAUGUUUAGAGAUUCUGAGUUUUUGCUAGAAAACUGAUAACUUAUUCUUUGAGUAAAGUGCUUUAAAACUGUAUUACAAAACUCCGUCUUUGGUGGUUAAGUGUUUUGCAAGUAAAAUUCCUUCAGUUUGCCAUAAGUAGCAAGAACCAUGGGAAGAGUUUCCACAGGGCUUAAGUGGUAAUUGGGUUAGACUCUCUGCUCUGGUCGUGAGGAUCAGUUCUGAAAAGAUGAUUUUGUUUUAAGUUUGAAGAUAUUGUUUUCACAUAUAUUAUAAGUACAGUAGUGGAAGAAUUUUUAUAUAUAGGCUUUUUAAAAACAAUCACCAUUGUUCCUCACACCUGUCAGUAAAUCCUCAGUAUGAUUGUUAUUGCUCUUUCUUAUUUAAAGGCUGACAGAAAUGUUGGUCAUGAACCUGAGAGGCUUUUGUUUUAAGGGAACCAUAUGGACUGGUGUGGUUUUUCCUUCCAUUGAAAUGCCAGUCUGUCUCUGAGUUUUCUCUGUAGUACCAGAAAUGGUUGUUAUCUCACCUGUCAGCAAGGCAAGGGCUGAGCUAUUAUUUCUCUUGCAUUUGUUUUUUAAGCAACUUUUCUAACUCAAUGUUUCAGCUCGUUUGGUAACCCUCUCAAUUCUCACAUUCUAUUUUUAAGAAGGAAAAAGCUUUGCUUUUGUUCGCAGAUUUCAAAUGCUAUUGGAAGGAUGAAAGUAAACUAACUGGUUGGGGCAUUUACAAUUUUUUACUCUUUAGUACAAUUCACUUUUUCAGAUGUGUUUGUUUGUUUGUUUAACUUUGGGUAGUAGCCAGGAAACCUUAGAUCAGCUUCUAGACAGCCCACAGAUUUUCCCUUGCUUACUAAAAAAAACAAGUAUUAUUUUCAGAAGUUCAAAAUACCAAACCAAACUGUUACAGUUACCUUGAACAUAUAAUUCAGCAGAUGGAUUUUUUUCUCUCAUUUUCAACUAGAAUGACAUUCUGUUUGUCUCAGUUGGAUGAGACCAUCAAAUUCCGCGUGUAUUCAGCGGAAAAAAAGUGAACAGAUCUGUUUUCUUAUUGACGCUUUUUAUUUAAUGUAUUGCUGUAGGGAAAAGACUGUGUAUUCUUGACUUUAUUUAACUAUAGUGUGUAAUGUUUAAAUACAGUAUUGUAGAUACGUUUUCUAAAUCUACAUACAAAAAUGUGUGUUUAAGUGUCAUCCUUUUUGUUUUCAAGUUUCAACUUCUAGUUACUAUACUUAGACACACUCAGAACCACUCUCAGCUUAUUGGGAAAGGGUGAUAGUAGCUUGUAGGAAAACUGCUGUAUAAGCAUCAAACAAGUCCAGGAUCAAACUGUAAAGGACCUUUAAAUAUAUCAUUGUAGCCAAAUUUUAAAUAAUUGUAUUUUAAGGAAAAACACAGUUUCAGCUUUACUAGUGGAGAGCAGGAAUGGAUCUGUUUGAGCCAGUUUUUUCUUCAUUUUUUAAGUCCCUAUUCAGAUGACUGAAUCUUAUAUAAACUAGGGGAGUGGAAGGUGGUAUACUAUAUCUAUGCUACUAUUGCUCUUUCUACAAAGUUUCAGGGCAUUCCUUGCUGAUGCACUGUGAUGGCUUUAUGCUAAAGGAGAGGCAGAAGUUGUGAUGCUAUCUCAAAAUGACACACAAUCCAUUAUCUACAAAAAAAAGCUAUACAUCCCAAAACGUUUUCCCCUUGCAUCCAGUAAGUCCUAAACCCUUUCAGGCAAUAACCCCUUUAGCUUUUGCAAGGGAGAGCUCCUUUUCCUGAUAUCAUCGCACAGGGAUACUGCUCUAAUCGUUCUCCUUCAUCAUCUUAGGAGCAGCUGAUUCCCAGUAUGCUCCAGUUCUCGCUGACAAGUAUACUGGAGUUCUGCUGUUUGGUCAGUCUAUGUAUUCACUGCAAUUGGCUUUUAAUCAUCAAGCUAACGCUAUGUUUCGUUUGUCCAAGGAAUAGCAUACACAUUCCCAGAGUCACUCCUUCUGUUUUAGUUGUGGUGUACAGACAUUUGAAUGUUCUAUAAUUAGAAAAAUAUUUUUUUUAAAGCUUAUGGUGUUUAGGGAUACUAUUUCCAUUGCUUCCUCCAGGGUUUACAAGAUACUUUUACAGUAAAGCAACAAGUGCCAUAAAUGUAACCAGACAGGCAAACAGAAUAGCAUGUACAAGCUACAGAAAUUUAUUUCAGCUAAGUACCAGAAAGCAUCUUCAAACUAUGAGUCAGAAAAAACAGAAAAUGUUACUACUCAAUCUAAAUUUUGAUAAAUCAGAUAUAUUGAUGACUGCUAUCUCUUUGUAUGGUAAUUUAGUUUAUUAGUGUUUCCUGAUAUAAAAAUUCUAAGCAGGUUGGUAUGGCUCAGCACUCCCAGAUUUGGAUCUUACAGUAGAAGUAUGUACUUCAAGACUUUUUAAGAACAUGUCUUUCUACUGACUUUAAUAGGUUUUGCAUCAAGUUUUUUAUUAAUAAAGUGAUAAAUUACUAUAGCAAAUCUCUAAAGAAUAUUGCUUAUGGUUGUAUUGUCUAAUGGAAACAAGUUCAGUGGCAUUUGCAGGUUUUAGUUGUAGUGUUUGCUUUUCUGGAACAGCUUUUGGUUUUGAAUGGAUAUCUUAGUAGUUCCUUUAGAUGUUUUUAGAAAUUUUAUUUAAUUACAGUAUCAUAUUCUUCAUUAGACUAGGAAAAAGAUAAUGUGAUUUUGAAGAAGGAGCAUACUCUGUUUUAAUAGCUUCUCCAUGUUGUUUUAAUUCAGUAGUGUCUUUCUGUAGUUUAUUCCUUCUGUUGAAGGAAGGGUAGGGAUGCUCACUGUGUAAACCUAUUGAUGGGCAUAUACUUUAUGCAUACAUUUUUAGUUGAUUCCCUUUUGUGUUAGUUUCUUGCAUGUCAUUUUGAGCUUUUCUACUGGAUGCAAUUCUUCAUAGUUUUGCCUUUCAUGUCUUCCACGUGUAGAGCAUUAUGUUUGAAUAAUGCUGUUGUAAUGUGAUACAAACCAAGUACGGACCAGAUGAGUAACACAUGAGAAAGUAGUUUUGUAGUGUCAUGUAAAUGCCUUAUCUGCUUAACCUGAGAAAAGGUGCAUAUGGCUUCCAUUACAUUGUAUAUAUUCUUAAUGCACUUUUUUAUUCCAGUGGGCAAAUCUUGUAGAUCAAAUCAUGAGUAAAACUAUUUUUCAUGAGAAUGUCAAGAAAAACAUUCCUUACAUCUUGCUUAGAGGAGGGGGAUGAUCAGAAUGAAGUGACUUUCCUUCUCGUGCAGGGGCAUGUCCUUCUGUUCCUUUAAUUAUUAUUUAUUUUAGCAAAGAGAGUUGUAUUAUUGACCACAAAUUCUUUUGAAUUUUUGAGUCCUAACAAGGUUUUCUACAUACAUGGAAGCUUUAAAUGUCUGACUUUGUAGAGUUGUGAGUGACAUAUCUAGUUUAAAAUGGCAUAUAGUUUAGCAACCGAUAGCAGAGAUGUAUGUACAUUCUUAAGAUGUGCAGGUUUUUUAAUUCACUGUUAUUCAUGAAGACUUACCUCAAAGACACCUUGCAGCUAAACUCCCACAGAAGUGUGUUCAUCAAGUUUGUAAUGCAACUCAAAAGUAAGUUUUCUUCCUUGCAUAAAGUGCAAGAGAUUGUUCUGUAUACGUUGUGUCUUCCAGGCUGCAGCUGCGCUACCUGAGAAUUUACCAUGCCCAGCAACUUAUGAGCCAUUCCCCCAGUAACUCUCUACUCAAAUUUGCCAGCUCAGUUGCUCAUGUAAUCACUUAAAAAUUACCAAUUUGUUAGCAAAGAUUUAGUAUUUAGAAUUAUUCAUUAAAAUGUUCCUUGAAAUUGGUUUAUCAGGGAUUAGAGGAGCUUUUCUGUUCCAAGCAGACAAAGUAUAAGAAUGAUGUGACAGUUGUUGAAAAUGUGAGACCUGGUUAUUUUUUUAAUUAAAUGACCACAUCUGUCUUUGUAUUCUACAACAGAUCAUGAAUUUAGAAAUGGUAUUUUUAACCAAAUUGAUUACUGUCUUCCAUCAGAAGCAGGUGUUCUAUAUUUUAUAGGUUUUGUACUAUCAUUUGUAAAAUCAGUGCUCUCAUUAAGGAUUAGGAUUCAUUGCUGUUCAGGAUUCAGUGCACCUAUGAUUGAGUUUCUGAGUUUAUCUUAGUUUCUUUGUCACAAUAUUAUGGAGGAUUUCAGUUAGCUUUUUUUGGUCUGUUUUUUCUUCCUGUAGUUUCCCAAAGAAUGAAAUGCAGCCAGUAUCUUGUUACCAUGGAGGUAUCCAAGUAGGAUAAUUCCCUCUACCAGCUCCUUGCCCCUCCCCUGUCUUAGGGAUGGGGAUGAAAACAGCAAGUGCAACAGGGCUGUCCCGUAUGAAGAUAACGUUACCUGGCAGCUCGCUCCGAAAGGAUGCAGAUGAGGUGAGGGUUUCAGGAUGAGGUACACCGUGUGUUCACACUGAUUCUCAAAUGGAUGAUUCUCAAAAUGGAUAGACCCUGGUGCAUACUGGCUUCCUGGAGUUACCUGCUGCCUAGGUCUACUUCUAUUUAUGGCCUCUAAAAUCUUGCUCUAUAAAGAAGGCAAGAAUUUUGCCCUUAUUCCUGCAAAAAUCUUUAAUCAAUUGAUUCAUUAGUACUCUCAAGAUAACCUGGUAAUAAUUACUGGAUUCUAGGACCUAUCUGGACCCUCCCCCGUGAUCCUAGGUAGCAUUAGAAUAAAAUGAUGUCCUCAGGUCAGCUUCGUCAAGCUUUACACUGAUGCAGCUACUGUCAAAAUUUUUACUUUUACCUCUGGCCCUGUCCGGUGAGGUCCUGACCUUGUUUCUCAAUCUCCCAGAGCAUCCCAUCAAACUUCAGUAGCCUGUGCAGGGAUUUUGAUGGCUCCUGGUUUCAGGAAACUUUGACAGUAUAGAUAAAUACUUUAGCUAUUAUGUAAUUUGCUGCCUUGUUGCACAUUGUGCUUAAUUAUUAUCAGUGUAAUACAUUUUUAUUGCAGCUGAAAAGCUAGAAAUCUUGGUUAUAAGUUGAGAACUGUUUGCAUAGCUGUAAGUACUUAUUGCUUAGUGUAUCUCUUCGUUGGUCUGUUGCUUUCAAACAUACCAGGGAACUUUUUGUCCAAUUGCAGGCCCUACGGCUAAGCAAAAGAAUUGCAAGUAUUUUUCAAGUCUUGCCUAGUUCCUUUGAAACAUUAACAAUUUUGAGCUAAAGAAAUGUCAUUUGUAAAACUUUGUUCAUAAAUCUACCUUAAUUUAAUGGUCUGUACUCAACACGCCUCAGAAAAGCACUGUAUUAUUUUCCCUUUUGACUAAGUAUUAAACUCCACUUUUAAAAUCAUCUGGCCAUUGUCAGACUUCACAGAAAACAAGACAAUGAUUCCCAAUUUGAUUCUACAGUCAUGUUUUUAAAGAAUAAGAGCUUGUUUUUCAAGCUUCUGAUUAAAUUGAAAUACCUGAUUUUGAACCAUACAUUCAAGGAAACUGUUCUGAGGGCUGCCUAUAUCAGAUAACUGGCUUCUAGAUUUGAAAAAUUUGGAAUUGAUAGUUAAGUGGAGGAACAGAAUUGCUGAAUGUUUUAUGUUUUGAUUAUUUAACUUCAAAACUAUCCAAUUUCAAUUUUAAAGGAGAAGUUGUGCAGUUAAAACUUUCACUUCUGUAAAUCAUUACUAUUAAUGUACCAUUAAUCAUAUAUCAUUAAAACCUGUAAUGGUUCUAUGUUAUUUUAUGAAUAAAUUAAUCAAGAAAAACAAGGUAGUUGUAAAACUGCAACUGGGUGAAAUCCAGGUGCUCCAAGGUUAGUGGCAAAUAUCUUUAGGGCCAGUAGUUCAGCCCAGUGCGACAGAAAUUCUGUGUUUUCUUUAUACAUCAUAAUGGCUGAAGGAAAAAAAAAAUCGGUGCCUUCCAUAACAGUACUUGAAAGUGCAUCUUUACAGAAGUGUUGGAGUAGUAAUUGAAGUAAGGUAUUUGACAGUCAUGCUUUGCAAGUUUCUGGGGUUUUUAAUUCUACUAAUUCUGAAACUGUGAAGAGUUUUCCCUCUUCAUGUUUUUGAAUUAAGUUGAAAUUAAGGUGCUUGUUGUUCAAGCUACUCUUCUUACAAAGUACUUCAAAAUUUUUUUCUCAGUCUCAUGAAUCUACUUCUGAAACUAGUAUUACCUCUUUUGCAUGCUUCAGAACAAAAUUGGCAGGGAGAUUUCAAACGGCUUGCUGAAAUCGUGGUACAAGUGAGAUGGAAGGUGACACGUUCAUUGAUCUGAAAGGUGGAGGAUGGUGCUUCUUGGUAUUUGAAGGGUAGAGGAUUGGGUUUUGUUUUAGGGUGGGUUUUUCCCCUGUUCUACAGAUCAGAAAAGGUCCUUUAAAUGGCAGAAGCUUGUGUGUAGAGGCAGCUAGGGGAAGGGUCAGGUUCUCUCGCUGUGAAACCACGUAACUCCAUUUAGGUUCUGAUGCUGGGAUGUCUAAAAAUCCCAGCACUAUAAUACUGACGAAGAAAGUCACAUUUGAGCACUUAAUAAUCAGCUUAAUAAAUUUCUCCUUAUGGUUUAAGGGGAAAGAUGGGGAUUUUUUUUUUUCCUUGGGGACUUCAUUGUUGCUUUGUGAACAUUGGAAUGUUUUUGUCUGCUCUUUGAGAUGCUAAACCUCUGUUUUUCUGUUACGUAUGAUGCAAAGCCUUUAAAAUAUCUGAACAUUUAAAAGAUGUGUUUUAUUUGUUGCUACAAAAUAUGCAAAGAAUUAAAACUGAAGGCACUUCAUCUAAGCUGAUGAAGCUUAGACUGUAAAUUCUUCACAUACAGCAUUGCCUAAUAGUGUUCUUAACAAUAUUCAUGGAUUAUGAUCCUUUUUAAAUAAAAGGUAAAUGUCCUGUAAUAUUAUGAGAACAAAUAAAUACACUGUAGAAGAAAUGUCAGCCUCGGAUACCAAUUCAACAAAUAAACAGUGAUUAAAGAAUGUACUCUUUCUCCUGUGAAACCUCUUUCUCCUUGUAAAGCUUUUCCAUGGAAAAAUAAACAUUAAAAAUUUUA
Molecule: messenger RNA, 10462 nt
Organism: Falco peregrinus (peregrine falcon)
Lineage: Eukaryota; Metazoa; Chordata; Aves; Falconiformes; Falconidae
Gene: NHLRC2
Product: NHL repeat containing 2
Exons: 12
Coding region: 183-2450 (755 amino acids)
Molecular function (GO): protein binding
Source: RefSeq, a predicted model, not a curated record